AUGGACAACCGAUCCUUUCCGGAGAGGAAGACCGAGAUGGGGCCCAAUCCCCUUAUCGCGGCAUCCCCAGAGGCAACGCUUCGAUUUUUCCGAUAUCCGGCCCCGACUGUAAGAACUAUCUGCAGGAUCAGGAAUCGGGAGGCGCUAGACUUGGAUGAUAUUGAGGAAGGGGCAUUGGCAAUCAACGAUCCCAGGGCUCCUAUCGAUGGGUUUCUAUUCACUCCUACACUCCUCCACGUUUUGGGGGAUGACCCUCGUGCGGUAUGGUACGGACGGCACACUCUGUUCCUUGUGGGUGAAUUAGCGUCCUACUCGCUCUUGCACUGGGACAGAAAUUUGCCACACUACAUUGCCCACUACGACCCCCAAGGCCUCGAUGACUUCACGUGCCCUGCCGUGGUUCAAAGCCUUGUAAAGGCAACCUUCCAUCAACAGGGGUGUCCUGACCUUCCGAUUAAGCCUAUGGAGUGUCCCAAGUCGGACAGGAUGGAAUCUGGGUUUUACUCUCUUUAUUUCGCCCACGCUCUGUUGAUGAGCAAGCCGAUUCCCGACCAACCUAUCCCCGAGCCCUUUGUUCAGAUGAUUCGAGACUUCCACCUGAACCCCGCGCCAUCAACAUCCAAUGCUGUUCCCAUGCGGCCUAUCCGACGGACGGCUACAGGACCUCUCGAAUGGUCGAUGCCCGACGCAAAGAUGUCAUCCACAUCCUCAACAGCAUCAGAUAGGGUAGAAGAGGUUGUUAAUCCCGUUCAGGGUACAAUGUCCUCCCCUAGCCCGAUGCCUCGAGGCGAUUCAUCUUGUGUCUCCAGCUCUGGAAGAGUUCUUCUCCCGGCUAGUUUAUCGGGACAGAAAUCGCCAUUUCCCCGCGGCUGUCUCCCUUUCCGUAGCGCUCCCACCAAUUCUGGCGCUGUACCCGGAUCCAGUCCUUCCAAUGGACCAUCCGCGAAGGGCAAAGAACCUGCGGCGUCUUCUACCAAUGAUUUGUCAACAAGAGACAAGGAGUUGGAAGCUAGUGCCACUAAUCCACCAUCGGCAGAAGGAAAGGAGCGUCAAGGCUCCUGGCAUGAGCGGUGCAGCGAGUUAGUGGAUACACUCACUAGACUCGAAGCGCAUGGGAAGCUUUUGAGCCAUUUGGUUGCUUUGAACGAUCAGAUGCCGAUGGAGGAGGCUUUCAACAAGUUUGCAGCUGCUGAAAGCAAUGCCCUGAUAGCAAACGGAAAGCAGCCCGAAUACACAUCGUUCAAGGAGUUCAUGCUCGCUGGCGUGGAUAAACGCUUCAAAGCCAAUGAAGUCAAGUCAGAGCUGCUCAAGAUGAUAUCAGAGAAGUCCCAGGAAGAGACUCAAGCCGCUGCGGACAACAGCCAGUCAGCAGACGGAAAUUGGCGUCAGAGCACCAGACUCAAGGAGAUGAUGUCAAUCUACGAGGAACGACAACGCGUCUGUAUGAUGGACGCGAAGUCAAAGUACACGAAGAUCCUGCGCCACUACUAUGAAUCUCAAGCUGGUGUGGACAAUGGCCCAUCAGCAAAGGACAAAGAGCCUACCUACGAUUUGUUUAUGAGAGACAAGGAAUUUGAAGUUGGUGCCACCAAUCCGCCAUCGGCAAAGGGCAAAGAACCUGCAACCUCUUCCAUCAACGAUACAUCGGUAAAAGAGAAGGGUUCUAACGCCAGCAUUACUAAUGGCCCAUCAGUAAAGGCAAAGGAGCGUCAAGACCGCUUGUACGAGACGGUGAUGGCCGAAUGCACGGAGACGGGCCUCGCUUUGGCGAAAGCGACCUCCGAGGAAGCAGUUGCGUCGGCAGCUGUUCUAAUGGCUCGGAACCGACUUGAUGGCGUAGACUUUGAGCUAUCAGAACUCAAGAGAUGGCUGGAUUUCCAUGAGCUCACCAAGGAGGAAUUGAACAAGGCCUGUGACAAGGCUUCCCUCUUCAUGUCAGACUUACUUAGAGACUGCAUUAUCAACCGCGAUUGCCAUGUCGUACAGGAGGAAAAGGAACGCCUCAUGGUAGAUGUCUAUCUGAACCGCAUGAACCCCACGCCCUUGAUGGAGGAAAUGAACCGUCUGGAGGAGCAGCACAAUGCCAAGACUGAGGCUAAGAGGAAAGUCAGAAGUCAGUAUGUCGACGCACUCACGAAGAAAGGAUUCUUGGACGAGGCUCGGGAGGGGCGUUUCGCAAAAGAUUUUCCAGACUCCCGUAUGAAGUACAUGGAGAGUCUCUUUGGAAACAGAGAGUUUCUGUCAUAUGUGCCAAAUCAUGACUCCCACAGUCGUGCUGGAGACAAUGAUGAGUAA
Fusarium coffeatum is the source of this 2295-nucleotide messenger RNA. RefSeq lists its product as uncharacterized. NCBI's taxonomy places the organism in Eukaryota, Fungi, Ascomycota, Sordariomycetes, Hypocreales, Nectriaceae. The transcript is spliced from 2 exons. The record is from RefSeq and is a predicted model, not a curated record. The coding region runs from base 1 to 2295 and encodes 764 amino acids.